AUGGGCAACUCCCAGACCAAGGAGUCGCGAACGACUACUCCACGACGUCGAAGUCAUCAAUGGUCGCCAGGCGCGUCCGAUACCCCCGGUCGUUCGGUAUACCAGUCUUCUCGGUCAGGCCGAGGGAGUCGCCCGGAUCUCUCUUUGCUCGGCAUCGGCAGCAGUCAUGACCGUGACGUGGCUGCUCUUGAGCAACGACGAGAGACGAAACAGGAACGAGACGCCCGUCGACUGGAGAAGGAACUUGUAGCUCGUGUGAAGGAGCGGGAGCACAGCAUGAAAGAGGAACAUGUUGAUGGUGGCUAUCUUGUAACACAGGGUGUCUACGUGGGGACGGAGGACUUCAACAAGGCCGUCGUGCGUCAACUAAUGAUUGAACGUCGACUGGCCCCGUUCUGGAGAGGGCUCAACGAUUUCUCUGAAUCAUGGGCUGAGCACCAGCUGAUGGCCGCGGCCCGGGAAUGCCUAUCCCCCCCACCCGACGAGAUCCCACCCGAAUUAGAAUACACUCUGCCCAAGGCAUCCGAGAAUGAAUCGCGCGACCCAUCAAAUAUCAAUCAUCUCACGGUACCGAUCACUUCCCGUUCCCAGUCCCUCAACUCGGAUGUUUCACAGAGCUCCAUCCCCGCCCAAUCAUUACCUACAACAUCUCCGAUCGCAUCCGGCACCUCGGCUUCGCCUCUUUUCCGUACCAGAGCGAAGACCCUGGCAGCCCUGACGACAUCAAGGUAUGGGUCACAGACAGAUUUGACGCCGCGUGAGCUGCAACUACCCAAGGACCCCUUCGUCAAUGGGUCGCCGAUCGAAGUAAUUUUGUACAAGGACGCCAGCGAAUGUCCUAUCUGCUUCCUGUACUAUCCUCGAUACCUGAACCAUACGCGAUGCUAUCAAACGGCCGGAUCCGCAUCCCCGGAGCACGGCGAGGCCGAUUCCAAUGCUCCAUCCGCACCGGAGGGCGAACAGGCUGAUACAGAAGGACAGCUCGUGUCGGAGCCUUCUGCGUGUCCUUUCUGUGUUCAGCCUGAGUUCGGAGUUACCUACGCACCACCUCCUUUUAAACGAGGCUUGACCUAUGCUGCGGACCCAAGCGCUCGUCCCUCUCCCAUGUUCACUUCUCCUGUAUCCUCUACAUCCUCUUUGUCCUCGGCAAACCUUGCCCCAAUGAUAGGUCGGCGCCGUGCGACGUCAUUAUCUGCCACUGACCCUUCGGUGGUCACAACGGACAAGGUCCGCCCAGACUGGGCCCAGAAGCUGGCCAACGCCAGGGCUCACGCCGCUCGCCGAUCUGCUGCUGCGACCGCCCUUCACACGGCAGCCUAUUUGAUGAACAACGGGCAGUCUGGGAGCGACAGUCGUCACCUUGGGCUCAGUCGGAGAGGAUUGCGGAGAGCUACUCAAGGGGACUCCGGCCGGACCGGCUCCCCUGCCCUAAAUGCAUUGGCUUUUUUGACUGAUCGACCGGACCGAACACCACCUCGUGCGGCUGUCCUAGAUACCGACUCCGCCGAAGAAGGCGCAAAUAUUGCACCGCCGCGGGAUAGCUCGAGACGCACCCGGAUGGACGAUCUCGAAGAAAUGAUGAUGAUGGAAGCGAUUCGGCUGAGUUUGGCUAGCGAAGAAGAGCGCCGAAAGCGAGAGGAAAAAGAGAUCAAGAAAGAAGCCAAGAGACGGGAGAAGGAGAAGGAGAAAGAGGCCAAGAAGGCGGACAAGGUGGCUCGCAAGACUGGCUUGUACAGCAACAACCCUAGUACCACUGCGCUCUCGGUUCCUGGCGAAUCUCGGAUAGGUUCUUCGAUCGCGGAAGACACUUCCGUUGGCAAGGGCAAGGCAGUCGAUCGGGUGGCGCCUUCAAUAGCCGUAGACUCUGGCCUGCUAGGCUCGUCACCGAGUGCCUCCUCCGCGGAGACUAUCCCGGAGAAUCCGGCCGCUGAGCAGACCUUGAGCGCCGAGCCAUUGCGACCUUCUCAUCUUCGGCACGUGUCCAGUGCAUCGUCGUCCUUCUCAUCGAUUAUGGAAGCGACCGCAGAUGAGCGCACGGGAAGUCACCUUACCGCAGAUGGAAGCAAUACUUCGUUGGAGCCCAUGUUCAACUUCCGCAGCCUGGCCGAGGUCAUCGGCGAUGAAGAGAAAAGUCAGGAGGCAGACUACGUCGAGGAUACUUCUGUCUUUCCCAAAGCGGAGGGCUCUUCGAGCGCGACACCGUCAGUCCACCAGCCCUCCGCCGAUCCUGAAAAGACCGAGUCUCAGCCUGCUUCCAUUCCUCAAGUGGAAGUUGAAGAUAGCUCUCAUGGCAUGCUACCCAAGGAGCUCGAAACUCGCUCUGUCGAGAUUACUGGCACUACACCAGACACCGAAGCUACCUAA
Molecule: messenger RNA, 2364 nt
Organism: Penicillium maclennaniae
Lineage: Eukaryota; Fungi; Ascomycota; Eurotiomycetes; Eurotiales; Aspergillaceae
Gene: sip5
Product: Sip5p
Exons: 3
Coding region: 1-2364 (787 amino acids)
Cellular component (GO): cytoplasm
Source: RefSeq, a predicted model, not a curated record